Molecule: messenger RNA, 782 nt
Organism: Populus nigra (black poplar)
Lineage: Eukaryota; Viridiplantae; Streptophyta; Magnoliopsida; Malpighiales; Salicaceae
Product: olee1-like protein
Exons: 2
Coding region: 105-590 (161 amino acids)
Source: RefSeq, a predicted model, not a curated record
UAACCACCGCACGAGAACAAUUUGUUUCACCUAUCUUUUUCUCUAUAAAAGCAAUAUUCAUUCAUGCAUAAUUCCUCGAACACAAAGAGUAAUCAAAGAUAAAAAUGGCAAAGAGUUUCACCAUUGCUGCCUUCGUUCUUUGCUUCUCCUCCCUUCUCAUCUCUGCCUAUGCAGCAGAUUACUUGGAUGUUGAAGGCAAGGUCUACUGUGACCCUUGCCGCGUUGAGUUCCAGACCAAAAUCAGCGAGGGAAUACCAGCUGCUAAGGUGAAAUUGGUAUGUAACAACCGUGACAAUGGCACUGAGACAUAUACCGUGGAGGGUGCAACUGACAACAGCGGCACAUACCGCCUCCCCGUGGCGGGAGACCAUGAGGAUGAUAUCUGUGAGGUCAGGUUGGUGGAGAGCUCCAGACCCGAUUGCAAUGAACCAUUCCGGAGCAUUGAUUCUGCCAGGAUCCUCCUCACCAAGAACGUUGGAGUGGUGGAUAAAACUCGAUAUCCCAAUGCUCUCGGGUACAUGAAGAAGGAGGCUCAACCAGAAUGUGCAGAUGUGCUCAAAGAAAUGGGUUUCCUUCCUCUUGAGGUUUAAAUUAUUUAAUCAAAUCAUCAUCAUUGCUCUUCCGCCUCGCCUGGAUAAUAAGAUUUGACAUGUAAUGUCAUUUUUUUAAAUUUCUGCUGUAUUUUUUAUAUGGACAAAUGUACAGUACCAAUGAUUCCAUGGAACUAUAACAAUUUGUUCUGAUUUCUUUCUUUGAGUUUCAAGCCCUUGCUUUCUUUUUAA